CCAAGAGAUUUUCCCCUAAAAUUUCCCUCCUCCUCCUGUUCUUUCUCGUCUCGGUGUUUGUAAAGAGAUAAAAAUGGCAAAGUCUUCUGAGAAGAAAGGAAAGAGUGCCAUCAAUGAGGUGGUGACUCGUGAAUACACAGUGAAUCUUCACAAGCGUCUUCAUGGUGUUGGAUUCAAGAAACGUGCUCCACGAGCUAUCAAGGAGAUCAGGAAGUUUGCGGAGAAGCAAAUGGGAACGCCUGAUGUCAGAAUAGACACACGUCUCAACAAGCAGUUGUGGUCCAAGGGCAUAAGAAAUGUUCCCUUCAGAGUUCGCGUGAGAUUAAGCAGGAGGAGAAAUGAUGAUGAGGAUUCUGCAAAUAAGCUCUACACUCUCGUCACAUAUAUACCUGUUGCGACGUUUAAGGGUCUUCAAACUGAAAAUGUGGAUGCUAGCCAAGAUUAAUGUACUUCUGUAUAAUAAAUGAUGACAAAUUAUUAAUA
Molecule: messenger RNA, 483 nt
Organism: Nylanderia fulva
Lineage: Eukaryota; Metazoa; Arthropoda; Insecta; Hymenoptera; Formicidae
Gene: RpL31
Product: ribosomal protein L31
Biological process (GO): cytoplasmic translation
Cellular component (GO): ribosome; cytosolic large ribosomal subunit
Molecular function (GO): structural constituent of ribosome
Source: RefSeq, a predicted model, not a curated record